This is a messenger RNA of Synchytrium microbalum, 3759 nucleotides long. RefSeq lists its product as uncharacterized. NCBI's taxonomy places the organism in Eukaryota, Fungi, Chytridiomycota, Chytridiomycetes, Synchytriales, Synchytriaceae. Gene Ontology annotation, cellular component: nuclear pore; nuclear pore inner ring. Gene Ontology annotation, biological process: protein import into nucleus; protein localization to nuclear inner membrane; transcription-dependent tethering of RNA polymerase II gene DNA at nuclear periphery. The record is from RefSeq and is a predicted model, not a curated record. Gene Ontology annotation, molecular function: structural constituent of nuclear pore. The coding region runs from base 1 to 3759 and encodes 1252 amino acids. The transcript has 29 exons.
AUGUUGGGACCUCAAGUUCCAGCGCAAGGGCCUUCUACAAUGAUGGAGCCAACAGAAGACUUGAGAUUGGCUGCUCGAACUGUCCUGGAUUCAAUGGACAAAGACAAAUGGGUCGAUUUCAUUGAAAUACUACGACGUCCUGCUCCACAACUUGCGCAACAAGACUUGGACAGUCAUUUGGCAAUGUCUCGCAUCCCUUCCUUCCACAUAUCCGACGAUCUAUUCAGACCAAUGCCUGAUGCUUUACUCAAUCACUUUGACAACGCAGAGAGUAGUUCAUACAUGGGAUUACUUAUGGAAUUACAACGAGCAUGGAUUGCCAUAGACAAUAAGCUCUUUUUAUGGAACUACGCCAAAGGGAAUGACUUUACAGUAUGGGACGAUCAAGAACAGUUGAUUAGUACUGUGGGCCUGGUGAAGCCACGAAAAAAUAUAUUUAUCAAAGAAAUCGAAUACAUACUGGUCAUUGCCACUUCUCUCGAAAUACUGCUAGUUGGAGUAGCCUUCUCUGGCCCCACAAAAGAGCUGAAGCUAUAUCCAACCGGAUUUUCCGUUCCUACUGAUGGAGUACGCAUAACAAACAUUAACGGGACAAGUGAAGGACGAUUAUUUUUAUGUGGAGCAAAUGGGCAUGUGUAUGAACUCGUCUACCAGGCUGUGGAAGGACUCCUUUCUCGCAAGUGCUGGAAGAUUGAUAGGAGCUCAUCAUUUGCUUCUUAUUUCAUGCCCACAUUCCUACAACCGUCACGUGAAGAUCCACUUCGAGGUGUUGCUUUGGAUGAGUCAAGCAAGGUCCUCUACACACUGACCGGAAAUUCCAUCAUAACUGUAUAUACAUAUGGACCCGACAUGCACACCUUCCAAAAGGUCCAAACUCUACCCAACUUGUAUCACGAUACCCAACAAAUUCUAGAAACACUUUCAAUUUCUUCACACAUCGUUGAUCCAAGUAGCUUUUGGAUUGUCUCAUUACACGUCUUGAAGCGAACAGAAUCUCAUCAAUUGUGCCUCAUGGCUGUGACGCAUGUCGGGUUAAGAUUGUACUUUGGGCGCAUGUCAUGGGACGGUAGUGUUUCACAAGCAGCAUCAGCGUCUGCAUGCGCAAUCUCAUUACGAACUGUUCGCAUGUGGGUCCCGCCAAUUUCUCCUCUUGGCAUGGCUCCAGCAACGCAUGCUAGUGCUGGACCAAAUGUACACACCUCGCUAUAUUCAACAGGUGUCUUAAUUGCCGCUAAUGCAGGAGAAGAAACAGAUGUUUUGGUUGGAAUUUCACCAGAUGUUGCCAUCAUCGGUCGUACUGGAUCGAAUUCCUAUGCAGAAAUAUCGUCAGACUGUCAAAUACAAGGACGUGUAUGGACAUUAGCGGAGGUCCCUAGUGCCUUUACAGAAAUCUCUGGUGCAGCAUUCAGGGCUGUCGGCGCCUAUACUAUAACAAAACGAAGACCAAUCGAUAUCUUGGAAGUGUACUUACAGAGCUACAAUUACAAUUUCAAAGACAUUGAAUCAUUCACCAGGUCUUAUGGCUCUGACCAAACAUGCGCCAUGUCUCUGCAUUUAAUUGCUCGUGGAGACGUCUCAACGGCUCUACAAGGAUACUACAUGAUGGCAGAACGAACGUAUUUCGAACAAGGUGGCAAACCAAUAAUUCAAACUCGUUCUGCAACCACAUUUGAAGGCGGUCGUAUGGGUGUUGCAUUAGCGGUACCAGAAGUUGUAUAUAGUGGGAAGCACAAUGGUCUAGUAUUUUGUUUUGCCAGGUCUAUCAUGUCCAUUUGGAGGAAGAAGAUUGCAAAGACCUUGACUCCUGUUGCUGGCAAGCCUCAAUUUGAUUGCAAUUUCGGUGAACAGGAAUUGACAAAUGUGUAUACUGUGCUUCAGCGCCUUGAUGCCUUCGUAACCAGAAACUUUGACCAAAUCACCAAAACAAUGGUAGGCCAAGCGUUUGGUGUCCAACCACAAGUCCUCGAUCAGGCUGAUGUCGAUGCACAACAAAAAGAGACAGAGUCGAUGACGAGGAUUCAAAAGUUGAUCCGAGCUUGCCUGGAAAACAUUCAAUUCCUCUCUCUGAUGAUGACCUCAUUCACGUUGCUGGUCGCCAGUAUACCGGAAGCCCGUCAAAAGGAAUUAUUAGAGCUUAACUUUGAAGGACUGGUGACGACACCCAAGGGUGUAUCGAUUGCUCGAGAACUCAUUGCAGCGUCUGUGAAGAAGGAAGUUGAUUUGGGUCGUGAUGUAGAAGAGAUUUGUGAAUCUCUUGAGCAAAAGUGCCCAUCACUUUGCUCCACGACUGAAGUACUUCAAUUCAAGGGAGUGGAAGCAUUGCACAAGGCCAAGAAUUCAAGUGGAGAGAUACAACGAAACCUGCUGAGUCAAUCAUUACAAUUGUUUAUGACCGCCGUCAAGUCCAUGAAAUUUGCAAAGGUGGAAGAUAUUUGCAGAACGUAUAUAGCACUCAAUUUUCCCUCAGGAGCAACAAAAUUAGCCCUUGCAUUCGCAAGCUAUCAAGAUGGCUCGCCUCUACAGAAAGUGUUGACAGUUGGAUCUCAUCCUCCAGGUUCCCAACCAACUGACCGAGAACUGGCAUAUAUCCUCAUUUUGAGCCUUAUUUUCUCCCCUACAUCGACGCAACCAAUUUCUGAUGCCAAUAUCAGGACACAGCUUCAAAGUGCUUUACAAACUCAAGAUCGAUUAUUCCAUCAAUACGUUUACGAGCACUUGUUUGCAGAGGGCAAGAUACAACUCUUGCUUGAUAUUCGAACACCACAACUGGUUGAGCAUCUUGAGUCUGCAUUCCAACAGACUCUCAACAAACCAGGUUUCAGUGUUGACAAGGCUGAACUGCUGUCUAGAAUAUAUGCGGUCUUGAAUGCCUUUGAUGAAGCUGCUGCUGUCUUGUUUCAAAUUGGUGAAUCAGACUCGCCGAUUGAAAUUCAAAAACGCAUCGGUUAUUUUACAACUUGUAUGAAUUAUCUCAACUCUACCGGAACAUCUACGAUCACAACUCUUUCAUUGAAGAAUAAUGUACAGGCCGCUCUGCAAGUAUCUGAAAUCCAAGGCGAAGUAUUGCAAGCCUUGACGGCCAUCGCUCCAAAUGAUCCAAGAGCCACAGCAACUUUGGGACGUGUCAUCAAUGAUUGUCGAUUCAAGUUGAUGUCACUGGACGACUUGUGGAAUGGAAUUGUCAAGCCUUUCUCGCUGAAUGUCCAAACGCUUUUAAUCUUCCAUGCUGCUGGAAAGCGUGAUAUUCAACAUAUACGUCAGAUUUGGCGCUCGGUGAUAGAUACUGCUGGGCCACCCAAUUCCACAGUUACGUAUGAAAGGCUCUGUACCACAAUCAAUGCUUUGAGCAAGCGUCUGAUGCCAGAUGAAUACGUUUUUCCUCUUGGUUUCUUGAUUUCAGAUCUCGAGGAACUCAAUUACCAGAAUCGUCAAGUAGCUCCACCUGGAUGGGUCAUACGGGCAUUAUCUGGUCCUGAUAUUCCGAUACGAGCAGUGUACCAGCAAUUCUACGAAUUGUACGAUUCCAAGGUAUACCCAUGGUCUUCAGAUGACGCACAGCAAUUUCUGCUUUCUGAAUUUUGCGUGGUGUUGGAGUCAUGGCUGCAUGCUAUUGAGCGACGAAGUGAGAAGAGGGAGGAUUUACCUGCUCCUGAAGUCGAUCAAAUUAUUGCUCGCAUCAUGGUGACACCCAAUUUACGUCGAGAUUUGCAUGAUAAGUUCAGUGGCAUCAGGAGGAAAUUGCACGAGUUUUAUCAAUGA